UGUUUGUUUAAGCUCCUACGCUUCCCGGCGCUCAUCUGUUCCAAUGUUUACGAACUACUGAAGAUACGUUGAGGCGGUCUUCAUGUGAAAGAUUUUGUGUAGUAACGUUAACGUUCGAGGACGUCCUAAUAAUUCAGCAUGUCUGAUGGGGAAGGAGACGUUAGCGUUGCGGUCGCUGUUGGUGGCCCAAUGGACUUGAACACCGCUGUCCAGGAGGUACUAAAGCAAGCUUUGAUGGCAGAUGGCCUUGCAAGGGGACUGCACGAAGCUGUAAAGGCUUUAGAUAAACGUCAGGCACUGUUGUGCUUAUUGGCCAACAACUGUGAUGAGCCUGGGUAUUCUAAGCUCGUCGAAGCUUUGUGCCAAGAACAUCAAAUCAAGUUACUUAAAGUUGAUAACAACAAGAUGCUUGGUGAGUGGGCUGGUUUGUGCAAGAUUGACAGAGAAGGCAAGGCCAGGAAAGUUGUUGGCUGCUCAUGCAUCGUUGUGACGGAUUGGGGUAAGGAAACUCAGGCCCAUGAUGUUGUUAAUGAGUAUUUCAAGAGCAAAGGUCAAUAAAACAGAUUGAAUGGAAAGUCCUCGCUGUCGAAGUAACUACAUCGCCUCAAAGGAAACAAUAAAAAAUAAAAAAAAAAAAAA
Messenger RNA from Macrobrachium nipponense, 639 nucleotides. It is a transcript of the gene RpS12, whose product is annotated as small ribosomal subunit protein eS12-like. The record is from RefSeq and is a predicted model, not a curated record. Gene Ontology annotation, molecular function: structural constituent of ribosome. Gene Ontology annotation, cellular component: cytosolic small ribosomal subunit; ribosome. Gene Ontology annotation, biological process: translation. NCBI's taxonomy places the organism in Eukaryota, Metazoa, Arthropoda, Malacostraca, Decapoda, Palaemonidae. The coding region runs from base 139 to 558 and encodes 139 amino acids. The transcript is spliced from 6 exons.